This is a messenger RNA of Poeciliopsis prolifica (blackstripe livebearer), 892 nucleotides long. RefSeq names its product MLLT11 transcription factor 7 cofactor (gene mllt11). Bases 145 to 393 code for a protein of 82 amino acids. The transcript has 3 exons. Gene Ontology annotation, biological process: apoptotic signaling pathway; positive regulation of DNA-templated transcription; positive regulation of mitochondrial depolarization. Gene Ontology annotation, cellular component: cytosol; nucleoplasm. The record is from RefSeq and is a predicted model, not a curated record. NCBI's taxonomy places the organism in Eukaryota, Metazoa, Chordata, Actinopteri, Cyprinodontiformes, Poeciliidae.
UUCUGUAUAAAACUACGAACUUGACGCAGAGCUCGUUGAAACUGCGGCAGAACCUCAGCGGCACCACCUGACCCACCGGCCACAGAAAGAAACCAGCGGAACAAAAGGAAAGGGAAGCAUCCUGGUAAAACAGACUGCGACAGGAUGGAGAAAUCCAGCAGCCAGUACGACUCGUUCCUCUUCUGGAGGCAGCCGAUCCCGACCCUCGACCUGUCAGAGUUGGAGGAUCUGGGAUUCGGCGAUCCGAUGAGCAGCAGCAAGGCGAAGGACAAGCAGCUGCGCGGACAGGACGGCGAGGACGAGGAGUUGUCUGAGUUUUCCUCCUUUAAUUACUGGAGGGCUCCCAUUGCUGAUGUGGACGCUCUGCUGGCUGACCUGAACCUGCUGCACUGAGCCCGCCAGAACCUGAACCCAGAUCAGCCCGACUUCAUCCAGAACCAUCAAUAAUCUGAGACUACACCUCCUAAUUCUGCAACCAGACUAAAGUUCAGCUGAUUAUCCAAGGUUAUUUAUUUACAUCUCAGCUUGUUCAAGUUUAAUUAUUUGGAUUUCUGCUACACUUAGAAAUGCCUCAUAUGUUUAAUCUAAAAUUAAUUUCAUCUGCACAUUUUGGCUGCAGGAUCAAAUGACUUCCUGUCCCAUUUCGUCUGAUUCAUCUGGUAUGAAAUAAGACUUUAACUAUUUAACUAUUCCUGCUGUUUGAUUUUUGUUUUAUGUGUUAAUAUUUGUUCCUCUUUUGUUUUCUUAGGAUCUGCUGUACCAACAGCAAAUCAUCCAUGUUUUUAUUUAUGCAUGUAUUUAUUUAUUUUUCUCACUUGCAAGACUGAAACUUCAGAACAGACCUGACACCAGAAAUAAAAUGCUUCUCUUUUUUAAAAAAAGAGUCAAGUCU